Molecule: messenger RNA, 22974 nt
Organism: Anopheles stephensi (Asian malaria mosquito)
Lineage: Eukaryota; Metazoa; Arthropoda; Insecta; Diptera; Culicidae
Gene: mamo
Product: serine-rich adhesin for platelets
Exons: 9
Coding region: 3247-8826 (1859 amino acids)
Biological process (GO): regulation of transcription by RNA polymerase II
Cellular component (GO): nucleus
Molecular function (GO): protein binding
Source: RefSeq, a predicted model, not a curated record
UACUGGAUUUGUUUUUUUUAAUUAUUUUAAUUGUGUGAAGAUAAUAUCCUGGACUGUGUUGCGUGUGGUGCUGCUCAUCUGCCAAUUACAAAAUCAUACACACACGCACCACUCAGAACACAGUUGAAGCGGUGUCAACCAGCCGGAUGGGUUAGUUGGGUGCGAAUCGGGCGCCAAGAGACAGUGAAUCAGUUCCACCACACGCCGUCUUGGUGGACCAAAUAUCCCGCCGUGUUUUUCCGCGCUUCAAGCCGUAGUGGGCGACCAAUCGUCACAGGUCGCCUUUAUGGUGGUUUCCGAAAGGCAGCAUCUAUCAAACGGAGUGUGAUGCAGGUUGCAUCAGCAACAAGCAAACAACCUGUUCUUUGGUGUGGUGAAAGUGCGUGUGUGCUUUAUUAGGUGGUGCGAAGGACUGGUGGCCGAGUGUACCGCAUCAGUGCAGACAUCAGCAUGCUUCCGGUGCUUAGCAGCAGUUUUCACUACUCGAGUGGAUUUAUUUGUGUGUUUGAGUGUGUGCGCGAAGGAUAACCGGAAGUGGCGAGCAGGACGGGAUCGAACUUUUUUUUUAAAUUGAUGCCAAAUUUUCAAUCAAACCUCCAUUAUCCAGCCAAACAAUCAGCGCUCAGUGGUUUUGCUUUUAAUUGGAAUACCAGAAAUAAAAACCCAACAGAACAACCCCUCUACUCGUGAGUCUCGGUGCAAUUGCGACUUUUUUUUUGCCACCAUUUUACAACACUGACAGGAUAGCGACGAAUAUAUAGCAAACAGCGUGUACUUUCUACUACACAUCCCUUACCAACCUCCAAUGCGUUUUUCGAGGCGUUUUUUCGCGUGCUGCUUAGACCGAAGGGUACAUUAAUUGAAUAGAAAGAGGCAUUACACAAGAUAAAUCGGCGAGAGUGUGUGUGUGUGCAUCAAGCAAAACUACAGCCCUGUCGGUCGAAUAUCAAUCAACAAACGAUCAUACGCAAGCACGCCAGUCUUCCUGUGUUAACGCCGGAAGAUCAGAGUACAUCAGGAACAGACAUCAUCCUUCCAGUGCGUGCCUGUGUGUGUGUGUGUGUGAAGAGAGAAGUGCGUUGUGUGCUGCCGGUAUUGUGAUCGUGCGUGUGUGUGUGUGUAUGCGAAAAGUGGUCUCACUGCAAGGAUCAGCGAAGGGGGUGGAGGUGUGGUGUUGGCAGAAGCUGCUCCCGUCAGUCUGUCCGUCUGUCAGCUGUCAUCCUGUCCCCCCCCACACACACACAUACCGACUUAGACGUGGGGGCGUCUGAAGGGACGGCGAUGAUUUAAAAUGUUAGCCACCGUCCCCAGGAACGCCAGGCCGAGAUCAUCGCGUAAGCAAGUGGUUCCUUCGGGGUAGCAUCACCAGCAUCAGCAGAGACAGGAGGAAGAGCGGACAGGAGAAGUGUGUGUGUGUGUUUAGGUGUGGUGGGUAGGUGUUCACACCACAGCUGGAAAAGAGAAGAUCAACCAGCAACAAAACCCCCGGAGAGCUACAUACAGAACAUCCCCGACUACUAGGGAAAACAUCAGCAGAGAAACACCCGCCACCAUUUUGUUUUGUUUUGUUAGUCUUGUUCUUGUUCCGGAAGAAAAGGAAGUUACUAUUACCCGGAAGAGAGCGGACAUCCAUACACACACACUGCAGGAAUCCCGGACAGAAGGGUGUCCCACGUCCCGCGUGCGUGCAGAGUGAUUCGAAUAUCCUCUGGAAGUCGCCAACGCCCUGCCGUCGCCGCCGCCAGAUUCGGAUGAGCGUGUGUGUCCCGAUCUGGCGGGAUCGUUGGCGUCAGAGGUUUUUUGGACUCUCCGGCAGGUGUCUGUAGAGAGAUCACCUGCCAACCGCAACCACCUUGCCAGCAUCGCCAACUUCGAACAGGCCCACACCCCACCCCCAUUAGACCAGAACCGACAACGCACGCCUGGUGAAGUUCCCAGCACAACAGUGGAAAACAAUCAAGUGUGUGUGUGUGUGUGCGUGAAGCGUGUGUGAAGUGAUAUCCUUCUCAUCUCAACAACCCAAACAUCCGUGGAAGGAUCUCCAACUCUUCAAUCAAAAGAAACUGGCAUCCUGGCGCUGCUCUGAGGCUUUCGGGUGGACCACCACCCUGAUCACAUCCUCGCCAGUGUUUCAGACCGGGAAAAAGAUAUAGAGACACCACGGGUCCAUUGCGGUGCUGUCUCUCCUCUGCCAGAGGGGAGAGUACGUGAGCGUGCCCCCAGUGUGUGUAUGUGUGUGUGAGUGCAUAUGUGUGUUUGUGUCCGUAUAUUUGCAUCGAUCUCCUUUGCGCGCGCGUGUGUGUGUGCGCGAGUGUGUCAACCCCCCAUAUAUGUAGUAAAAGGUGGGGGGGCUUAAGCGCCGCGCUAUAUCACCUGGGCAGGUGGUACCGAAGAAGAAGAGGCUGCCCUCAUAGAAACUGGACCUCGUUUUGUUUUGGUGUUUGGUUUGGUGGUGUGUCCUCAACCCAAGAAGUCAACUCCUCGUUCGCGGCCUCAUCGUUACACCGAGCGUGCGACUCCUCCACACAGACUCCACAAUCAACCGAACAACUCCUCUUCCCACGCUCCCAGCUAUAUUAGCAGAAAAGGGCCACGUGCGCUACGCACACUGUGUCAUCUGUCAUUUUCUGUAAAAGUGGCCAGCGAAGGUGCAGUCAGUGCUCAGGGCAGCUUCUACACAGGCUGCGCUCUAUCAGUGCGUAUCCACCAGCAUCUGCAUCGACAGCAUCCCUUUUACGCAACGUCCUCCAGGUGAGCGUCCCGAGUCCAACAGAGCCUCCUCCUUCCGGGAGCUACCGAGUCAGCACGCCACUCUUUCACAUCCGGCGCAGCAUCCAACCGGCACUCGGGUGGGAGUUUGCCAAUCAUCACCCACCUUUCAUCAACCGCGGGACCCGCGUGGUUCGAUUUUUUUUCUCUCUCUCUCCCAAAAUCGCGACUCGUGUUGUGCGUGUGUGUGUCCGUACGGUACCGUCGUGCGUGAUUCUCUUUGUGUGUGCUUUUUGGUUUGUUGUCUUUUUUUUGUUGGAAUUGGUGUUGUUUUCGUUGUGCUGCGUCCAGAGUGCGUCCUGUCCUGACUUCGCUCGUCCCGUCGCCAGCACGAACCCAGCUCGACCAUCAAGCCGCGCACUCCACCGUACGGGUCCGGCUUUGCCCACAAUCAACCGAACGUUAUAUAUGGAGUGCUGGACGGGUAACGCCCGCUUGGCGAAAUUCUUCGAUUAAGCAGCGUAAGCUGUCACCGACAUGGGCAGUGAUCAUUACUGCUUAAGGUGGAACAAUCAUCAAUCCAACCUUCUCGGGGUGUUCAGCCAAUUGCUCCAGGACGAGAGUCUGGUGGACGUUACACUCGCUUGCUCAGAGGGCACCUCCAUCCGAGCCCACAAGGUUGUACUCUCGGCCUGUUCCUCGUACUUCCAGACGCUGUUUCUCGACCAUCCGGCCCGGCACCCGAUCGUCAUACUGAAGGACGUCCGUUUUGCCGAGCUGCGCACGCUGAUUGAAUUCAUGUACAAGGGCGAGGUAAAUGUCGAAUACUGUCAGCUUUCGGCACUGCUAAAAACGGCCAAAUCGCUCAAGGUCAAAGGUUUGACGGAAAUGACAAAUCAGAGCAGCCCGCUGACGGAGCCGAAACUAGAACCCGAACGACUCAGACCCCACAGCAGCAGCCAUGGUGCCGGUGGUGGAGGAGGAGGUGGUAGCAGCAGCAACAAUGGUGGAGGCAGCGCACUGGCCGCAUCGGAGGCCAUCCUUCCGACGAACCUGUCGACGACGUUCCCGUCGGCGACACUAGCGAGUAGCGGCAGCGGUGGUGGCGGCGGCGGCGGCGGCAGCAGCUCGUCCUACAUCACCACCACCUCCACUAACACUACCACCACCACCACCUCCACGACCAGUGCCAGCAGUGAACCGGAUGGUGGAGACAGGCGGUCCACGAGCUCGCCACCCCAUCAGCACCACCUUCAGCAUACGCAGCAGCAACCGGGAGAGCUACAGCAACAACCACACCCGCAUCAUCAUCACUACCCGCACCACCAACAGCAGCGUCUGAGUUCCUCCGGGUUGGGCAGUGCAGGUCAGGUCACCUCCGUAAGCUCGCACAGUAGCAGUAGUAGUAGUGGCAACAGCAGCAGUAGUACUACCACCACUACCACCAGCAGUAACAUCAGCGGCGACCGUGUGACGGAUCUGUCCACUACACUUGGCAAACACCGGUUCCUAGAGGCCAGCAGCACGGACGUUACCUCGCGCGUUACCACGAGUCGCCCGAAGCUAUCGCCCACGUCCGAGGCGGUCGCGUCCAUCGCCAGCACUACUACGCCCCUCUCACUUACCCGGAAGCACCGUGACACGCUCGGUGCGAUUAUCUCAGCCACCACAGCCUUAUCCUCCUCAUCAUCGGCCACCGUAUCUUCGUCGGCGCUGCACGGUGGCAUCGGUGGUGGCAAAGCGUCGAGUUCCUCGUUUACGUCGGUCGCAGCACUAGCAGCAACCGCAGCAGCACCGACCUCAACUACAACAACCACCGCGGCAGCAUUGGCCGGCGCGCUUAGCACUACUACGGUUAUUCAAAGUCCUACUGCAUCCGGUGAUGGUGGUAGUGAAGGUGGCAUACUCCCUUCGCAGCUGGCAGCUUCCGCUGUCAGUAGCGAGGACACCAGCAGUACGCCACUGAUGCACGACCCGGACGAGGAUGAUGACGGACAUCGGGAACAACAGCAACACCCGCAGCAUCACGAUGAACCGACGGUGGAGGGGGACGGACGGGACACGCCACCAACCACUACCACCACCACCACGCUAGUUGCGGACGCUGAGGGUGACACUGGUUCGGUGUCUGCUGCGAGGCCUGCGAUUUGCACAACAACCACAACCAUUUCUAGCGGCACCAACCAAAGUGCUCACCACCACCAGUCGGCGGGAAUGGGGACGAGAGUAGGCUCGCCACCGUCCGGGAGCGGCGGAGAUACGGACGAGCGGCCGGACGAACCGGACGAAACCCAGGUGACGGCAGUGGCAUGUUCCUCCUCUACCUCGACCGUUGGCACCGAACAGCCGGUUCUUCCUCCCAGCAGCAGCAGCAGUAGUAGCACGCCCGGCAAUACAACGGCAAAGCACGAGAGCAGCUUCGCAACCGUUGCCUCAUUGAUUGCGGACAGUAGUGCUGGUGGUGGUGGUGGUGAUGGUGGCACCGGAAGUCCUACUCGACAGCGAAGUAUGUCCCGUAGUCCGCUCGGUAGCGAAUCGGAGGAGAUACGACGCCCGCCAAGCACGAUCAGCAGCACUGACAUACUACCGAUGGCAACCGAUCUCCGUACGGCGGACGAGCAUCAGCCGCAUCAUCACCACCAUCACCCGCUACUGCUGCGGGAUGUGGCGAUGGUGCCAGCAGACUACGAUGAUGACGAUGAAGACGAGGAGAGUGACGAGGUGGACGAUGGUGCGGCAGAGAUGCUAUUGGCGGCUGCCGCAGUUGCACAGCAUGUUGUUCGUGGUGAGGUACGUGAAGAAGGGGCAGAUAUCGGUACAAGCGUGGAAAGUGCAGGGCGACGUCGACGCGCCUUGACUGAAGAGGACGAUGCGGAGGACGAUCAUCGCCAACGACACCACCAUCACCGGACGACGGCUUCGACGCGAGCUGCCGGUGCAAACGAUGACGAUGUGGUGGUCCCCGAGGACAUUGAUGGCGAUGACGAGGAUGACGAUGAUGAUGAUGAUGAUGAGGACGACGAUGGCGGUGGUCCGCACGAUCUGCACAUCGGCAGUACGGGCAGUACCGGGAGUGCCGGGAGCGGGGGCGGUGGCGGCGGUCUGCUUGCCCAAAGUCGACAUCACCAGCACCACCUGUUGCAUCUGUCCUCGCAUCCGCACCACCAGCACCAACAGCUCCAGCAACAUCUGCACCAACAUCAGCAGCAGCUAGUGGCGGCAGAGUUGCUACGUUCCGCGGAACAGCAGCAUCAGGCGCGUCAGCGGCAGCAGCAACGCAGGCGUCGCUCAUCCGAAGAUGGUGCUACGGGUCGGCAAACCAACAACAGCAGCAGCGCGACGAACAACAACAACAGCAGUAGCUUCAACAACAACUCAGACGACGAAUAUCAGCCGCCGAUGAAGAUCAAGAACGAAGUCGACUUUUCGGCGUUCUCCGGUCUCAACAUGACGAUAAAUGCGGCGAGUGCAAAUGCGAACCUGUCCGCAGCACUGAACUCAUCGCCGACGGCCGGCCCCGGACCCAUACUGCUCGCCACCGAUCUGCGGCCAGCAUCGCGCGGCGGUGUAUCCGCGUCCAGUGCGGAAGCACUGACCGUCGGUAAUGCCUCCGCCACUGCAUCCUCCGCCUCCUCGGCCGCCCAGAGCGGGAGUAAGAAUGGGGAGCAGCAGCGGGAGCGUGAGCGGGAUCGCGAACGUGGCUCACCGCAGCAUUCGCUGCAACAUCACCACCAGCGGACGGCCGUGGCUGCGGCGACGGCGGCCGCACUGGCUGUGUUUAACGCGAGCGGUCUCUCCAGCCCGCUGUCCGAACCGAUCGCAGGACCAUCCGGCAUCAUGGGACCGGUCCAGCAAGUGCCUCUGUCGCUGAAGAAGGAGAUCGACUGGGGCGAUGACAAGUCGUCGGGCGAAAGCUCACUGGACUUCCGUCACGCGCAUGACUCGACACUCGGACGCUUCCUGGUGGGACAGAGUGGAUAUCCCCGGUCGGGCAUCAAGUCAGCGCCACCUGCCGGCAUCAUUGGUUUCCCGGGUGCUGCCGUCGGUGCGAUCCCGUUUGUGUUUCCGUUUGCCCCGCUCGGGCUCGGUUUGUUCGAUACCGAUCCGCAGCGGCUUCUGUCGAUGCUGCACCACCAGUCGGCACUGGCCGAGGAAGCGCUUCGCUACCGUAGCCUGCUGUUCGGUUCCGCUGCCGGAGAUGGUGGACCAACCGGUUCACCAGCGGCAACCUCAUCUCACGCACCACUGCUGGACGAUUGUAAGGAACCGCUCAAUCUGCACACUACAACGGCAACCACCACCUCCACAACCAGCACCGGUCACACGUACGACCAUCAAGAGAAGGGUUCGAAGCUGGCCGGCACCUCACCGAAGGUAGCGAUGACAAUGAUACGCGUGCGCGAUGGACUUACGAAGGAAGGUUUCCGCAAUGGGGGUGGUGAGGAUUUGCUACUGCGCAAACCACCACACCCACCCCCACCGACACCUUCGACGGCCACCAGCAGUUCGUUCGCACCUUCCUCAUCCUCGUCGUCGUCCACCUGUGACGAGGCACUGGCACUGUUUCACGAUGUGCAUCAGCUGAGCGGUGGCUCACCAACACCGGCCACGUCCGGCGGCACACCAUCACCGGCCACCGACACCAAGUGUCACAUCUGCAUGGCCAACUUUCCGUCCGUGUGGCUGCUGGAGCAACACUCGGCCCUGCAGCAUCCGCAUCUGACGAUCCACGACGAUAAGCCGUACCUGUGCGGGCUCUGUGGACAGAAGAGCCGGUACGCGUGCUGCCGCUACCGUACUGUGCUGGCCAAACAUCACCGUACCGAGCCGGGCGGGCGUAGUCGCGUGCCGGCCGAUAAGCUAUUCACGUGCGACGUCUGUGGCAUGCAGUUCCGGUAUCUGAAGUCGUUCAAAAAGCACCGUCUCAACCAUGCGCUCGAGCGGCUGCAUGGCAAGAAGGGCACGGGUGCGGUCGGGACGAGCAGCGCCGAUAGUGAGCCGGCCGUGUCAAGUACGAACGAGGGUAACGAGGGUGUUGCCGCGGCCAGCAGUGGAAUGGUAGCGGAUCUGCGCAGUUUGACAGCUUGCACGGACGCAGAUACGGAGAAUCUCGUCGGAGAUGGUGGACCGGAGAAGACUACUCCGGCUGCGGUUAGUAGUGAGAUGCCUGGUAGCAGCACGAGGACUGGUGGGGAAGAACAAGACGACACGGUGUCCGAUUCCGCACUGAACAACCAAUCGGCCACGGCAGCGGAUUCUGCUGGAACCGGCGAGGACACACAGCCCAAGAUUACCAGCAGCAGUGCGACCAGCACGACGAGAAGCGCUCCAACCUGUCACAGCAACGGCAUUUCGGCCAACCAGUGUACUAAUGGUGGCGGCAGUGCAACGGUUGGCAGCUGUCAGGCGAACAGCAGUAGCACAGGCGGCCGCAUCGUGCAGUCACCGAUGGAGACGGCGGCAAACGAGGCACUGCUGACGGGCGAACUGAAGCGCUAUCAGGCAGCAUCGGUUGCGGCGGUUGCUGCAGCUGCCCAUCACCAUGCGUCCGUAGUGCGCUCGAUGGAGGCAGAGUCCAGCAGCGCUCAUGCACCUGGUGCCAGCAGUAAUAGUAGUGGUGGCGGAGGGGGUGGUGGUAGUAGUGGUGGUUGCACCAGUGGAGGUGUACAUCAGCAUGGCCUUCCACCGUCCGGCAAUCCGGCAACCGGACCGAACUCACUGAGCCACACGCUCAACAGUCUCAUCAACGCGGAAACGAUACCGCACCAUCGGCUGCUCGGGCUCGACCCGCAGGAAGCCUCCAUACUGAACUUUCUGCGCGUGGAUGCCGCCGAAAAGCAGCGCGACCGACGGUUCGCCUGCCCGUUCUGUGGGAAGUGUGUGCGGUCGAAGGAAAACCUGAAGCUGCACGUCCGCAAACACACCGGCGAGCGUCCGUUCGUGUGUCUGUUCUGUGGCCGCGCGUUCGGUGGCAAAUCGGACCUGACGCGCCACCUGCGCAUCCACACCGGCGAGCGGCCGUACCACUGCGAGGCAUGCGGCAAGUGUUUCGCCCGGGCCGACUACCUCUCGAAGCAUCUGACCACGCACGUGCACCAGCUGUCACCGCGCCCGUGAGAGGAGGGCCGACGGAGGCGUCCGCGCAUGUCGGUCCUCUGUCGGAAGUGAGGCGCGUCACCGAAGCAACACCGUAACCGUACCGUAACCUACCUAAAAAGGGCGGGAGAUGCGGACUCACUGCUCCAUCCGGGAUGCGGUCAGCGAGCACCAGCACCUCUCGUUCGUGCAACGCAAAGCAAUACCAGUCUACAACUAAUCCUCCACAAUUUUACUAGUGAUCACAUUAGUGCUAAAAAGAGAGACAACUAUUAACGCGAGAGAGCGAGAUAAAGGAAUGGAUAAAGCUCCAUCAAAAACACACACACACACUGACAUGGAGCGAAUUUGUGACACAACCACAUUUAAGGCUAGCUGUAUUUGUAGCUGCAACUUUCGUCUAUUAUCGUUGUUGUACGUGAACACUUUACCGUAUAUAUAUAUGAAGAAGCACACAUACACAGAAAACGCAACAUUAGCUUGUACUCCGUGCAGAGUGCCAGCCAGCCAGCCAGAAGAGAAAACUCACACACACACACAAUCACGCACCGGCCACGCACACGGUUCAAAGUGGAACAAAUUUACCUCAGGCAAGCGCACCGAUUAUCCGGAACCGUACCGGAUCUCUAUCAACAACGACACAUACACACAUGGAACCAUCGGCCGAUAGCAUCCGUCCGUCAUCUUACCGGGACGGAGUACCGUGACUGCGGGAUGGCUAACAAUAUGAGAGUGAUGGCUCGUAAGUAAGCUUAAAGCGAGAGAAAGAGGGAGAGAGCGAGAGAGAGAGCAGAAAUGAUAACAAUAACUAUGGCGCUAGGGAGAAAGGAUGCUGCAGCCCCCAGCAGGCAAAGGCCUCGCUCUCAAGUCGCUUGGGUCUGACAGGUUGGUCCAGAUCAGGUUCAUCGACGAAAAGCGAACCGAAAAGCGAGGAUUUGACAGAUCUCCUACAAGAAAGUCCCCAAUUAAUUAUCUGUGAUUUUACGUCAUAACUAAACUCUGGUGCACAAUCUUUGAAAUGCGGAAUGGAGUACUGGUGAACGGAACAGCACGAACGAAUGAAUGUUUAGGAACGGAAGCUGGAUGUGUUAUCGUAGGAUAGUAAACAUACAACCUAAGCCACUAACUGGAUUAACUAUGGCGUCCAUUGUACAGUGAAAGUUACCAAACACACACACACAAACACACAAACACGCAAUACACCACAAAACAGCACAAACAGCGUUACACAGCUCGGGUUUUAGGUUGAUUGUGUACGGAUGAUUUUUUUUUUCGGGGAUAGUGUCUGUUUUUGUGUUUUGUGCGACUGUUAUGGCCCCCUUGUCAACGAAACGAAAUUUGUAGUAGCUGUGUAGUGUCCGCGCUGCGGUUGGUCUUCUUGACAAUGGGCCUGCAAUCGUUUUAAUCGAACCUAGAGUAUAUAUAUACACGAGAAGGUAAUAUUUAACGCAGUUUGCAGUAGGUAACCGAGCGGCCCUGGGAGGGAAUGAAGCAUGGGGGGAUAGCAGGCAGCUGGCCAUAGGACAAGGUACUACGGUACACAUUAGACGUGCACGGAGGAGAAAACGAAGCAGCAGAAGAAGAAGAAGAUAAAAAAACAACAUACAACUGAAUGUGAUUAUUUUCUAUAUAUUCAACAGAUUUAAGCUAUUUAUACUUAUACAUGCAAAGCAGAGAUUCAAUAGUGAUUUUACACGAACAAGGAACAACGUAAUGUAACGCAACAAGCAAAAACCCCUAAAAAUCCGUCUCGUUAAAUUGGUACCCAAAAACAGCAAAAAGGCGCAAGCAAAAAAACGGAACAGUAGUACGGGUAAGGUGAGGCAUGAAGAUCCCGUCGGCCAUAUUGAUUGCAACAGGUGGAAACAGAAAUCGUCCUUCCGAAAACCAAAAGAAAACAUACACAUGCAAGCAACGGAAACUAUGUUAACUUCACACCAAUCAACCAAAAACCAAACUAACCUAAACCAAACCGUACUCUAAGAGAAACAGAAGAAAGAGAGAGCGGGGGGAGAGAGAGAGAGAGCGGGACAGAGAACGUGAAGCAACCUUAACUAAGCAGGCAACUGAUACCAAGAGAAAUAUUAUACAAGCGCAACUCUCAGCAGCAAGAAAUAAGGUUUUGAGUUACUUUUAUACAUUCUAUAUUUAUAUACACGUAAGCCAAAGGAGAUUUUUACCGCAGUCGAUUGCAACUUGUUAAUAAGCGCUCUAAGCGCCUGCCGUAAGCAACUACCACCCCGGGUGAAACGUUUUUGAAGACGUCAUACUAAUGCCAGAGAACCAGAUACACACAUACACCCAUCCUCACCGAGAAACCAAGAUAGCCAUUAACAAGAUAGCCAACAUGGCGGGAGAAAGUAACUUUGUUACUGCAAAACCUUUUUAUUUCCAACUCCAACCCACAUACAAAACACAAGACUACCGGUUAAGUGUAUAUAUACAAUGUUUUUUGAUACAUAAGUACACAACGCUUAUUUAAAUGAAUAAGUACACACGAGGCCGCCAUCCAGGGCGAAAGCAACUUUAAACCAGAACAUAGAACAACGAAAACGGACUUGCGCAGUGUGCUCUGUUUUUUUAAACCACAAGAGAGAUUUUAUUUUUAUUCCCAUACAAACGAGAACCAGCGAUAGGAAAAAGAGCGAGAUAGAGAACGAGAGAGAGCGAGAGAGAGAAAACUGAGGUCUAAUAGUUACAGCGAGCACUAUGAUGGUGAACUCUUGCUGGACUCCGGCCUACUAAGAAACCAGUACUGCAAACCAUAGUGGAUGAUACACAACUCGGAUACGGAUCGAAACGAUUGCGAAACGAACCUUCUGUCAUUUAAGGUUGAGACAAAAACGCUGUCAAAAACCCGUCGAACGAACGUGGUACGCUGAGUUGCGGACAAUUUAGUUUCCCUCGUGAUAGUGAAACGAACACACGACACAACAGCACCCAGUUGAUGAGGGACGCGGGCGCCAUCUUUUACGCGCCACUACUCUGUGUUUGUAGUGGACGAGCGCUGUCACUGGUAGUAGUGGUUAGCAUCCAGACACGCAUACGUGUACGGAAUGGGGAAGGGGGAAAAAGGAUACAAUUUCACUGUGCCAAAUUAAAUGUACCUCAGAUUAACACAGACAAAUGCAGCACCAUACUUAACACAUCACGUCACUAACACAUUCUCACAGAUAGGCGAAGAAAUGUCAAAAUGGAAAUGACGGAAGCCGGUCAUGUAUUGGACCGUUCGGUACAGCAAGUACGGUGUCAGUAAUCAGCUAAAGCAUACAAACACUUUUACGCUUCCAAACAACCCACUCAGACACACACACAGUCUUACACGCAAACACACUAUUAAUAUUAAUAUGAAAGCAAACAAUGUGUAUUCGGUGUCGUUUUUUGUGUUUUACCAGAGCAGAGUAACGCGCUGGAAAGGCAAAUGCAAAUGCUACUAAUACAUCUUAGAAAACUCAAAAAUUCAUUACUAUAUAAGUGUCCGUUUUUCGCAAACCAAAAGAAGAAAAAAAGCAAUUGAAAGCUGACAGCUAUGUGUGUGUUAAAAAACACACACACAUAGACAUACACUCUUGGAACCAUAGUUCAUGGCUAGUACACACUAUUUAAAUCGAUGUCGUGUAAUGUUUGUACCAUUUUGCAGCAACAAGCAGAAGCAACUAAGAAAAAAGAAAAACAAAAGUAAGACAUGAAGGCAAAAUGAUCUACUCAAAAUUAAAUGUUUGUUCAUCAAAGCUAAGAUGCGUCCAAUAUGUGUGUGUGUGUGAGCAGAAAACAAUAUUAUUGCAGAUGUAAGCCAAGCGUCAGGACACUACUGUCACAACUGUCAAACGGCAGGGAAUAGUAAGCAUGCACACGCCGCGUUUAUGCAACCUGGGACUGUACGCGUCCCGCGACCCAGCUGACAAUGUGAGGCAGCAUGACAGCAUGAUUGUAUUGUUAAGAUUUACGUGUAUCGAUAUAUCAAAACGACGCUGAUUGAGAUUCAAUUAAGUUCCUACCGAUAAGACUAACAGCAUCAGGGCGUUAUGUAUAAUAGUUGAGUUUUGUGGAGGGCGCAAACGGCAUGUAUGGUGGACGAGCGAGCUGCAAAAGUUAGGACAUACCCCAAAAUAAGCGUCCCCUACUCUACAGCAGGAAGACUGCCUACUGUUUCCACAGUCGUACAAUCAUCAAGGAAUUUGAUUAUCAAAACGAAAAAAAUGUGUUUUCAUAGUGGUUCGUUCGUUCGUUGCGUGUUAUUAGUUUCUAUUUCGUUUCUGUGUCAAAGCCAUCGUUUAACGCCAUCGCUAGUAGCAGCAGCAGUAGUAGUAGAAGUAGUAGUAGUAGUAGUUUGAGCGUUUCGUUUUCAGAUGCAAUCAGAGGCUGUCUCCUGUUUAUUUUUUUGUUUCUAGCUAGUAGAAAGCGUAUAGCGGAAUGGGACUGAAAUGGGUACAGUGUGACACGCACACACAUACGCACACCGUUGGAUGGCUCUUCCGGAGUGAUCCGGAACGUAGGCCGAGAGAGUGAGAAAAGGAUGAGGGAGUGAGACACGGCAUUGAGGGAUCUGAACGUAACGGGGGUUUCUUUAGCAGAGUAACUAGUAACUGGAACUGAAUGUGUAUUUUUUGAAACGUGUUGUACAAAUUUUUUUAGUCCAAAAGAGGAGGGGGUUGGGGGGAGGGAUUUUUGCAAAACAAGGCAAGGAUAAUGGAGGGGGGGCGGUAUGGGCGCUUGGCGCAACGUUAGGGUUAAUAUAGAUUUAAUGAUGAGCAACACGUCAGUCUUGAAGUAUGCUACGAGGAGCCGCUUGAAUCUGGACGCGAACACGUCCAUGUUGUAUAUCUUCAGAACCUGGGGGCAAUGAAUCUACAACCACUACAAGACAGACACCACCACCAUUACUAACCCUUGGCUCAGCAAGACUGAGCGAUGAACACAGAUAGGAGUUGGUUUCCACGUAAUACGUACCGUACGCGAAAAUUAGAGUCACAGCCAAACACGACCGGACCGGAUACACGUUCGGGCCGGGUCAACUCUGCCACAGACGUCCAGGGUGAAGAAGUGAUGCCUUCUUUUUUUGUUUUGGAGGGAGAGGUAUCGCUCUUUUCAAACAAGACAACCGGCUUCCAUCUUAAUCGCUCGUAAGAUCUAAUAAGGAGAAAUCACACACACACACAUACAUACACACAAAUCACAUUCAUUCAACACCGUAUUACCUACCAGAAAGCAAAUGUAAUGAAACAAAAACCAACAGACAAAUUGAAUAACUGAAGCAAUAUUGAAGUGUGACUAAUCGUUAACUGAUCGCAAGUCAUGUCGAACGAGAUCUAUUACGUUUGUAAGCACUAGUCCGUAAGCAACAUGCAAUACAAUGUAAGCGUAAACUAACUUUUGCAAUUCUUGUGUGUGACAAACGGCACAUGACAGCUGUCACCAUGACUGUGUCAGUAGUAUCCGUGCACUACCAACCGACUGCGCACUGAGAGACAGGUGGUGUGGUGAUGAGAUUAGCGAGAAUUUAGUGAUAUAUUACAUAUUAAGUGCUAGGAACUCUUAUCUCUCAACCAUUGCAUCCAUGUUGGCGCGAUAAGAGCGAGAGAGAGAGAGAGUGAGAAGAGUAUUUAUGGCUGGACAUUGACAAAUCUACAACAUAGCGCAGAAUAGUGGUAAUCGACGUCUGACGGGCUCUCUCUCUCACUCUCUUGUCUGCAUGCAAAGUGUGGAGACAUAUACUACUUGCAUAAAUGUAGGUGCACUAAGCGGAUAAGGUUAGGUUAGGAAAGGGUUUUCCGAAUGGAGAACCAAACUCACAGCCGACACACUUGACCAGAUUUUAUCUACUACCGGCUAAGGGAAUGCUGAGCCGUAGCUGAAUGUAUAAUGUAAGUGUUACUAGUUUUGCUUCGUUAAAUAUUUUGUCACCUGUUUUGUGCAGUGCCGGGGGAUGGGCGGCAAAGCAAAACAAACAAAACUCUAAACGAAACUGAUUCUUUAACGUUCGUACUGCCAGAACUACCAAUACUUUCCAAUUAGCGUGUUGAGUUUCCUCAUAACCUCAAUCGUUGCCGGGAACGAUGCAAGGGUGAUAGACAAACUAGGCUAAGAGCGGGCAAAGUCCGGCUAGCAAUAUAACCAAAACUAAGGCCAUCAGCGCAACGUCGACCGAUUUACUACUGAAACUGAUUUUAGAUGAAUGCACAAUAACGAAGUAACGCACAGGCGUUACGCCGUGUAUAACGAAACCCACCAAAACCACAAAACCCGGUACUGUCCGGAUGAUGUGCUACGUAAUAUGUUCUUUCGUUUCAGGGCGCCUAAUGCUUACAAUACAUAACACAACGACCGUCUUUACCCCGCACCCGCCACACGACUCGAUCGACUACUGCCGAUUUACUUUUAACGUAACACGCGUAACGACGACGACUUUGCUGUAAAAACAAAACCAGUAAGAAUCACCCCGGAUGCAGCGCUAAUAGCAGUAAGUACCGACAGAAUCUUUGUCGUUGCCGCCUGUGAUAUAACAGUGAAACCUAAAAGCCAAUACCAUCAAUAGUCCAACCGAAACACACAUAAACACGCAUACAAACAUAGUUACCAUUAACAGAUAGACGUCUACUGCCCUGCAGGAAACGAUAAGCAAACACAUGGAGGUUGAUAGAUUGAGCAUUAAAGCAUGGGAGAAGAAAAGCAAGAGAGAGAGAGAGAGAUUGUGAGAAAUUUUUUUUCUUUCCCUCUUAUACACUGGCACUAAUUUCUAUAGCAACACACCUAUAUUUUGGUUGGUGUAACUCAAAAAUGGUUUAAAAAUUGGUCUUUGAAUUUUUGUUUUAAUUUUAAACAAAUUAAAAAAAUAUAUAUAUAGAUCACCAUUUUCUUUAGCCGUACUAAACACACUAUCGCAGUUCAUAUUAUCCCAUGUAUACUUUUAACAGUUCAUGUAUAAUAGGACAGUUAAAACUAUCGUCCAAUAUUUUUCAAACUUUUUCAUAUCAGUUUUCCCCAAAACCAGUGAAACUGCACUCCCGAAAUCGAUCAUACCAUCAUCGGUACCAUCAGUCCCAUGGAAAACUAGCGGAAAAAAUCCCAUGCAUAUUUUCCAUUAUUAUUCGGAAAGGUUGGGGGGAUCCGGUGGCCCAGGUGACAACGGCACCGGUCUUUACACGGCUGGAUUGGGGGCUCAAAUCCUAUCCAGACCGCCUCCCCGUACGCAGGGAUGACUACUUUGCUACGGGUAAAACCAAGCGACACAAAGCCAGAGAUGGCAGGCCAGACUCGCAUGACAAAUAACAUUUUAUGUUCAUGUCAUUAAGGUUUCCGUAUAAAACAAAUUUUUAAUAAGCUGAAAUUAUCACACAGUCUAGUAAGCCAGGUAGGCAGGCAUGAUCUAAGAGGUCGUUAGACCAAAGAGGAAGAAGAAGACUUAAGAGGUCGUUAGGCCAAUAAAGAAUAAACAUGCACCUUUUAUGUGAUAAUUUUUGUCAAUCGGUCUUAGCUGUUUUGAAUGUAAAACUGUUAUAAAUUUAUUAUUAUUUCUACUUAAGACAGUUUUAGUUUCUUUCUCCAGUAUAAAAUGCUCGCAGGAGCAGUUUCGAUUAAUGGCGGCUUUAGAAAAUGGUAUCUUGAUUUUUCCACAAAAAAAUUUUUUUUUGUUUAGAUUUAUUUAACUAUGUUGUGGAAAUUUCUAGGAAAUGUUUUAAUACAAGCAAAAAUUUAAAAAAAAACUGAUAAGGAGAAGUAACACGUCAAUUUGAGGUGAAGCUAUAGAAAUUGUUGGCAGUGUACUACCUUUGUGUAAGAGAGCAGAACCGGCACAGAUCAUGAGAAUGCUGCCCAAUCGCAUUCACACAAAGACACAUUUAUUUACUUAUUCAACACUGCCUUAGUGAACAUUUCUCUUGACGUUUUUCAAACGCUAGUAUAGGUUGAUGCUAGGUGCUCGACCAUUUUUUUCUGUUUGUAUGUAUAGUGGCUGACGAAAUUGUGACGGAAAUAUUCGGAACCUUGCAUCACGACAACUGUUGGCUUGAGUCAACAUACAAUUGGAACACACACACACACACGCAAAUUGGCAAACCGAUCGGAAACCCUAGUUUGUAGGUAAUUAACAGGAGCGCCCAGCAUGUUUGGUCUGGCUUGGGUCGUCUCACUGUCAACUAUUAGUAACCGCACGUUGACAGCUCACAGUGACAGCUAAGCAAAGCACCACUACCGGUAAACACAUAGGGUAGUGUGUGUGCGUACAUGUGUGUGCAAAAAGUUAAUUGCGUUUAAAUUGCGAAUACGGUACGGUGGUGGGAGCUAAAUUAGAGGUAGGAAUUUAAAAAAAAUUAACCCAAAAAAAUUUAAAUACAUCUAAGGAUUUAAAAAAAAACCAAACAAAAUUUGUACAUUUUAUGGAGGGGCAAUAGACUUGGUAGUUAAAUCAAUUUUUAAAUUAUCUGUUUCAUUUUUCGCUGUAAAAAAAUUAACUUUUUUCCCAGCAAUUGUGAAAAAGGAUUUAUCCGGCGAUGAAACUAUCCAGAUAUCUAGGUAGUAGUGAGGCAAAACACACAGCUCGCUAGCUGAGAAGGGGCCGACAGAUUAAGUGAUACAGCUGAAGAAGGAACGAAAGAGAGAGAGAGAAGGAGAGCGAAAAUAUGAGGAAAAUAUUUAAAAUUACUGUACUUACUUACUUCAACUGUUUUUCUUGGCUAAAAUGGUGAACUUUGAAAAAAAUUAGUACCCGUGCCGUGGCAAAUUGAAGUUGUUGUAGCGUUCAAUUACACACACUAUUACAAAUUAAAUCGUAUAUUUGAAUGAGAGAGAGAGAGAGCUAGGGAGAGAAGAGACAAAACAAAGCCCCCCUUCCCCUCCUCACCCCCCGAAAAAAUGCUCCGAACCGAGGCAGUGGACAGAUACACUCAAAAACAAAUACUAUUCGGUGUUGUGACUUACUAACAUUACAUUAUUAACAUUCCAUUGCAAAGUGAUAUUUGGAAUGCAAUCGAGUGACGGCAGGUGUUUAGGAUUAAUGGCGCGUGGCAAACACUAUUACACUAUCGAUGUGCACGACCAGAUGAUAAGACUUAACGCAAUGGGCGGUAGCGAACGAGCGACUGAGUGGCACAGAUGUUACAGAUAUUAUUAGCUGCAAGGACAGGAAUGUUGGACAGAUUGAACUGCCGCACCAGGCAAGGCAUGUCGAUUCCCAUGGCAGGCAGGCAAAACUAAACGAUGAGGAACAUAAACGAACAAACACCCAUGCACAUAAGCAUACAAAAAAAAACCUAACAAAAAAAAUGAGAUGUACUUUUCCAUUCAUAUGUGUGUGUGUGUUUGUGUAUUUUAGAGAGCAAUAAUAUAUAUAUACAUAUAUACAUAUAAAAGUAAACCAACUAAACGUCACAUGCACGGCAACCACUGUACUAAGUACAUGCGGAAUGCGGAUGUGUCAAAUAGAGCUGAGCUGAGGUUUACUCUAGGCGGCGCUAGUAAAACGAGCAUGGUUCGAGCUGCAUUAGCUCAAGAAAAAGAUGUAUUGGAAAUGGAAUGAUUGUGAUAAAGUUUAAAAAAAAGAAAAUAUUAUUAAAAAGUAAAACGCAUACAAUUAUCGUAAAUACAAAAAAAACAGAAAGACAGAGCGCGAGAGAGAGAGAGAGAGAUUAAAACAUACAAGAAAGAUAUGACAAAAAACACUAAGAAUAAAUGUAUCCCUCCUCGUAAACAGAUAGGAAAAUGAUCUCUUUCGCUAAAAAAAAAACAAAGAGAGCAAGAAAGAGAUAACAAAAACAAGCGAUAAGAAACGAGUGAAAGAGGGGGAGAGCGAGAGAGUGGGCAAGCUGCAAUAUAGAGGGCGCUGAUCGCGCCAUGUUGAAAGGUGUGCGUACUAAAAAUGGCACCGUCGAAGCUCGCCACUACUACACCAAGAGGUAGAGAUCCAGAGGUUUGGAUGCCUCUGUGUUUACGGUUUGUUUUUUGUUUACUAUUUUUUGUUUUGUUUUGUUUUGUAGGAAGGUAAAAACGGAUUAACAGAAUAGUAAGGUGAAAGAAUAUUCAUAUUAAGCGCAGGGGCAUUAACACAUACACAUUCUACCACGCACACCGUCACACACACACACAUAGUUUCUGAUAAGAUGGCGGCGGCACAAUUGACAAGAGAUGUACUUUGAUCGAAAUGGUUUCAAUAACAACAACAAAAAAGAGGGUUAAAAGGGAAGAGGAGAACAAAAUGCAGACGCACGCAGCAGUGUUAUUUGUGCGAAGCGAAAGUGUAUAGCUGAAACUGAGACUCAAUUUAGAAAUGCAGGAAAUAGAGAAGAACAAAAAUAUAAUACGCGCGUGUGUGUGUGUGUGUGUGUGUGGAAGAAACAAAAAUCACAAAGGAAAAUGGUCGAUUAGCAACCCAAAACAAAGGAGAACAAAAUGAAAAGUAGAAGCAAACAAAACGAAAUGAGCGAAACACAAGCAAAAAAACAACAAAAAAAACUAUUAAAAUAAUUGAAGAAGAGGAAAAAAACACUCACAUACACACACACACAUACAAAUGUUUUUUACAUAUUGUCCGCCCAUAAGUAUUCCAAAAUUCUCAAUUAUAAUGUGUGUUGUGUACUACAUUCGCAAUCUAUUUCCUCCUUUACAUGGCAACGAGAGUACAUAAAACGAAUGUGACUAAAAAUGUGAAGCUAAAAGUAAGAAGAAGAAGAAGAAGAAGAAGAAAACAAAAGAUACACACAUACACACACAAGCAAACAAAAACUCCCUUAGCACACCGGUAAAAAUUGAAAGCAGAGAGAGGUGGUCUUGUAUUUUAUGGAAGAUGAAGCAAGCCGAAGAAGAAAACCCGGUCAAUGCACUGAUUGGUAUAAUUGGUAUUAAACAAAAAAUGUAUUCUGUUAAACCUAUUCUGAAAGCUCUCUCUCUCUCCCUCUCUUUAAUCACAACGGCAGCGCACAUUCUUCGCGCGAACACUAUUUUAUAGACAAAAAAAAAGCGGGAAGGCGAUAUUAGAGCGUGCUUGUGUGUGUGUGUGGGUGUGAUAGUGUGUGUGUAUAAACAAAAAAAGCUAAAUGAAAACGUCCGCCAUGUUUGUUUCUUGGAGUGUAGAAAAUGGCACUUAUACAUCCACACACACAUACAUACUCGAGCGCGCUCGCAUACUGAAGGACUGAAGAAUUAGAAAAGCAAACAAAAAACACCCACACACACACACAAACAAUUUAAAUGGAGGUGGGGCAAAACAAAAAACCGGAGGGGAAACCAAGACCUAGCACAAACACACACCUACACAAGGAAAUGAACAAAUUUUUAGGCAAUUUUUCACAAGCAUCUAAACCUUAUAUACAAAAUGCAAGCGACAACAAACAACAACAAAAACGUUGACGUUGGCGGCAGUUUAAUCGAAGUAAAACAUCACACGCACACACAUUUACACACACACACACAAAUACACGUACACAAUUAAAAACUAAACACUAUUUCUUGUAAGAGAAGCUUUCGGUGUCCAAUUUAUACGGGAGAGAUGUGGAAACGAUUGUGAGAGGAAUUAUUAAGUGAAAACGUACACAAACACACGCACACACACACACACAAAAUACCAAAAAAAAUACAAAAAAAAAGAAAGAAAAGUACACAAUUAUGGCAAACGAAACGAAAUCGACCUGAACGAAAGCAGUUGAAGCGAACUAGAACGAAAGACUUCAACGCCAGUAGAGACGAGGAACGGAUUUUUUGUUAAAUUUUAUUUUUUAAAGUAGAUUGAUGAUUCUGUUUGUGGCUGUGUUUGGGAAGUAGAUUAUAGAAGUAGAUUAUAACUGUUAAUUAGUUAGAUUUUGUUCCUUUCUUCUGUUGUUAUUGUCUUCAUUUAUAGUCAGGUACAGGGUGUUUCGGGUAACAUUUGACAUCUUAUAUUUUUUGUUCCUUCUGUAAAUCUUUACUACUCGAUAUUUAAAAGUUUGAGCCCUCCUUCUUCCUUUAUGUUGGAACGGAUAGGUGACUAAAACCCUUGCUGAAUUAUGGCAGAGAAUAGCUUGCGUCAUGAUGAUUCGAGCCGACCCUCAAAAUAUUUAUUAUCACUACCGUUGUCAAAUGCUUUUUGAGGACAGGAAAGCAAAACAGACCUUAACUAGAUUUUUUUUUAUGUAAUACAGAUUAAAUUUCCUCAAACCUCUGUUGGCUUUCGGAUAUUUAUCCUCUGAAGGCGAUGUGAUGCAUCUCCACCGCCCAAAGAGGGCCCCUUCAGGUGCCUUCUAAGCACUGUAGCACUUCCAGAGCCUUGGACCCUACAUGGAAUAUUGUGGUAUGGGGCAAUGUUGCAAAAGAUACCAAUCGCACUUCCAGCAAUACAAAACUCGAGGUAAUGGAUAAAAUGAAGGCCCUUCUCAGAGGGAAUUUGUUGUUGUAGUGGGUAGUUGUCGACCCAAGAACCUACCCGGUCACGAAGCCACCCGUAACCGACCCCGGUAGCUUUGACGAGUCCGAGUAGGUUUGUCGAUGCUACGAGCGUCACGGAUUGACCCGAACACCUCAUUUCAUCCACGAGUCGAACUCGAUUCCCAUAUAGACGAUAAAGACUCCUGGUCAUUGUAAUUUAAGUUGCCUUUAUUUAUCUAGUUUUUGAUUGAUGAUUUUCUGUUGCCCUACGCAAACUGUCAAACUUAACUUGACCACCCUGUACUUUAUGUUCAUUCGCCCUAAUGAACUAUAAGAAAUGGUUUGGACGGCAUUCACUUUACAGUUUACGGUUGUCAAAUAGAAAUUCAGACAUACAAACACACACACACACACACACCUACCGAUACAGCUACUAAUAGCAACAACAACAAAAACACCCAUCGCGUCACUGCAUCUGUCACCCAGACAGCAUCACAAAAAAAUGCUCCAUAGCUCCGGCAGACGAAAGAAGAAACAAAAAAAAAGAGGCUAAACAAUAUAUUGUGCAGGUCACGAACAAAACGAAAAGAAAACCCCCCUUAAAAGGUAAAAUAAAGUUAAAUAACAAGAAACAAAAAAAAAUCACAAUAAUAUUUUUUGAUACGAAACAUUUUUACAAAACCCGGCGUUUACGAAACGAAACGAAGAAUAUUAGUGAGGAAGCGGAGAAACAAAACGAAAACAAUACAAAACGCAAAUAGAAGAAGCAAACACAGCAAAGAAGACCAAGACAACAAUUGUGCGAGUAGUACAGCACCAACACAACCAUUCAAACUUACAGACACACACACACAUGCAAAGGGACUAAUUAGCAAAUCUCCUGAUUCUAAAGGAGAAGUCCUCAAGCCCAACCAAACCAAUGCAAGCUCAUAAUCGGUUUCAUUUAAUUUGAAGCUCUUUUACUUUAACGAACUGAUCGGUCCCGCAAUUGGCAUGUAUAUGUGGUAGGAAGGAAAAAUUAAGGUAAAACACAGACACACACAUAGACACAUACACUGAAAUUCGAACGUCCAAAAUUUACUUCAUUGACAUCCUGCUACUACGAGUUAAAUAAUUAAGUAAAAGCGAGCCAAAACAAAAGAGCUAUUCGACCGUGCAUCAAACGACCAGGCUAUACUAUCGGGCUAAAGGCAAGCACAUUCGGAAAAAGAAAACAAACAACAAAAAAUUAAAUUGAAAAGCAAAAUUCUCAAAAAUUUAUCUCCUUCUUCGCGCACUGCACUCUGGAAGGAGAAACUUAAAACGAGGAAAAUUAGUAAAAAUUUGCCUAAUGGGAAAACUUAACACCGGUGGGACACAUAAUUCGAUACAACAACAAAAAAUUGAUUAAAGCAAACUUGCUAACUUGCUGGAAGGCUAACACACAAGCGAACUCUCAAAAUUUUGAACACACAAACUCAAUGCUGUCCUGGACAGGCAACGUGUUUGGUGGCGAGUGGAACCUUCAUCGCCCCCAUCAACCCCUCAACGGAACAAGAUCGUCAACCCGUGUCGCUAAACACACACCAAGCAAACAAACUCACUCACUCCACUCCAUCUAGUACAUACGACGAGAACAAACCGUUUCAAUACACGCACACACACAACCAAACCACACGAACACACAUUGUCCAGCAGAAGAGGCGAAGCAAAAAAAAAGUAUAUUAAAUUAUGUGGAAACAAAAAACUAAAACUCCCCCCAAACAAAAAAAAAGAAAACCCAAAAAAAAAACGAACGACACACAAACACACACACUUCUUAAUUCUUGUUGUAAUAAAUGUUAUAUUUAUUGAAAAAUA